Messenger RNA from Symbiodinium pilosum, 3420 nucleotides. NCBI's taxonomy places the organism in Eukaryota, Dinophyceae, Suessiales, Symbiodiniaceae. The record is from the annotation of a GenBank genome assembly.
AUGGGUGAGCACACGAAGAUCAACCCGGGUCCAUUCAUUGAAUUCUUGAACAACGUCUGCCCAGCAAUUCUGGGUGCGCCGAAGGAUGAGAUCUCCAAACACUUUGCCAGCCUGGAGAUGAUGAACAAGGUGCGUCACUUCAUCCACGAUGACCAAGACACAACCUUCUUCAUUGCUAGGGAGCUGGUGGUAGACAGAGAGGAGAGCAAAAACGAAGAUGGCAAAGCUGCGGAGGAGAAGGAGUACAGUAUUCGCACCGAGAACGAAGUUGCGGUUGCCAUACUCAAGCGCAGUCCAGCGACGUUUCGAGCGGCCUAUGAAGGCACUCUGGAAGAAGGAGCUGUUCCUUCGAACGGCAACUUCGCAUCUCAUUUACAGUUGAUCACCAUGGGGGCCGAGUCCGAGUGGUCGCCAUUUGAACUGGUUCACUUGUAUCUUCAGAACGGUUUCGUUCCGCUUUUCAAUGCUCUCGCAAAGCAGUCCGAGAGUGCCAACAAGAGUGUUGGUGAUGAGGACCGUGAAGAGCUCAAGGUGGGCGUCCCCAACGUGAUGCGAAAGAUCAUGGACUUGAGUAUGGCACUCAUGCAGUGCCAGCAGAAUGUGGACAUCGAGAACAUCUCACUUCCGAUAGACCCCGAAAUUGCGGAGGCUUUCGAGAAAGCCAAAGCGGAAGGGAGGCAGUUGAGCACCGAUGACUUCAAGGAUCGCAUGAACGACUCCACGUUUCAGAACCAGCUGCAAAGUGGUGUGAACAAGUGGAGCAAGGAAAUUCAGCGGGUUGCCAAGAUGCAGCGUGACUCCUCGACGGGGAGCACGAUGCAGGAAAUCAAUUUCUGGCUUGGCAUGGAGAAGGUGUUGAACGAUGCGCAGCAGCAGCUCCAGACGCCAGAAAUUCAACUCACGCUGAACCUGCUGAGGGGUGCUCGUCGAUUCCUCGCAACGAUGUCGUUCGAGGCCGACACAGGCUUAAAGCCCGCCAUCGAGAAAGUCUCCAACUACUUGAGCCUGCUUCGGGACUUUCCCAUCAACGAGCUGCUUGUGGCCUCCUCCAUUGAGCAGCUGACGCAGGCUGUUCGGACAAUCUUCAACCACAUGAAGAGGAUCCGGAAUGCCGUUCAGUAUCCUCUCUGGAGGGCUUACAAUGUGGUGGAAGCUGUCAGCCGUGACCUCUCCGAUCGCUUGCUGAAGAUCUUGUCCACACAACGUCUCAUGCAGCAGGAUGCCGAGAUGUUCAGCCAGAACAUGUCCAACUGCCAAGAACUCUUCCGAGUGUGGAAGGAUGAGGUGGGUCAGUUCCGGCAGCUGGUGAGGGAGCAGCUCAAAAAGCGAGGCAACGAGCGACCGACAGUCAAGAUCAACUGCGAGCACGAGCAGCUGCAGGCACGGAUCGAGGAGCUCCAGAAGUUCCGGAGGCACCACAUGAAGCUACAAGAGAUCAUCGAGCGGGUUCUCGUGGAUGGCAAGGAGACGGGUGCCAAGGCAGAAGUUGCCGCGGCAUACCAGCUGGUGGAACAGGUGGACGUUCUGGACGUCAGCCGCCGGGGUCAGCAGGAGUGGGAGAGUACUCAGCGGCGUUACGAUGAACGCAUAGAUCAUGCCGAGAGUGAGAUCACAGCAAGGCUUCGUGACAAGCUGGGGGCCGCCAAGACUGCCACUGAAAUGUUCCGGGUGUUCAGCCGCUUCAACGCGCUUUUUGUUCGUCCACGCAUCCGCAGGGCGAUCCAGGAGUACCAGUCGUCACUCAUCCAGCAGGUGAAGGAUGACGUUCACAGACUGCAGGAGAAGUUCAAGGAGACCUAUGAAGGAACCCAGGCCUGCAAGUUGACGUCCAUACGUGGCCUGCCACCCACCGCUGGCCUCAUCAUCUGGGCCAGGCAGCUCGAGCGACGACUAGCCCUGUACAUGAGCCGAGUGGAGGAUGUGUUGGGCAAAGGUUGGGAGAACCAUGUGGAUGGGAAGAACUUGAAGCAAGAGGGUGACGCCUUCGCCAAAAAGAUGAAGACGAGCCAUAUCUUCGAAGAGUGGCUUGCCGACACCAAGGAUUCCAAGAAGUUCGACGUGAGUAUGCGAAUCUUCGACAUCCAGCAAGGCUACCAGACAUACCUUCUGCUGGUGAACUUUGACGAGCAGAUCAUCACCCUGUUCAAGGAGGUGAGGAACUUACAAGCCCUGGGCGACUAUCGAGUUCCAUAUGCCAUCAAGGUGAACUCUGACGAAGCGAAGCAGAACUACCCGUUUGCCAUGACUUUGCAAGAGGCUGCGCGUACCUACAUGCAGACCUGCGCCCAGAUCACUGGCGAUUUGGCACCGCUGAUGGCAUCCUUCCAGAAGGGCGUGCAGGACUUGAUUGCUGAUGGGCUUCACCUGAAAUGGGAUGACCAGAAGAUUGAGAGCUACACCCAGAAGCUGUCUGAAAGCGUCUUCCAGUUUCAGCAGAAGUUCACUGAGCUGGAAUCAAUGGCUGAGCAAAUGUCCCGUACCAUCGACAGCCUCGAUGAUGUCAACAUCAGGCAAGAAGCCAACGCGCACGAGAUGCUCCUAGCCAAGUUUGAGAAGAUGCAGAAGAUGGUGGAUGACAUGAACUUGGCGAGCUUCUCCAAUAUGGAUGCCUGGGUACAAGGUCUCAACAAGCAGAUCGAGCAAAGGCUGCUGAAGCUGUUGGCUACAAUCAGCGCCCAGUGGCUGCAGGAGUUCAAGAAGUGGCCACUUAACGGCAACAACUUGAUCCAGGAAGCUGCUGUGCAGCUGGCAGUGCUGGAGCUGCAUAUGCAGACCUCUCACUCGGGCGUACGAUUGGUGCUCGAGCCGCAGAAGGAAUUUGCCAUGACCCACUGGGUAAAGCAUUACCACGACUGUCUGGGCAUGGUUUGCAACCUGCCUUUGCUGCAAGCGGCACGCUUUGACACCUUGAAGCGCGGCGCGAAGGAAUCAGCGGCAGCACAUCGUGGUCUCAUUGCAUUGCUGGAUCAGAAGAUCCUUGUGGAGGUCUACGACCAUGCAGCUUGGCCUGCUAGAUUACGUGUCAAGCUGGAUGCAGUACCAGUCUUUGUGGGAGAUCAACACAAGUGCGGUGCUUUCGAGACUCGGGGUCCGAGCCUGAGCGAUGACACCAUCAGACAGGACGAUCUCAGCCGAUGGCACAGCCUGGGGCCUGACUGGGGCACAUACGCACUCCUGCGUUUGGGCACAUACGCAACUCACCCGGUGAGCGACCAGGAGAUGCCUUUCGGCCCCAUUCUGGUUGACUACAGCAAGGUGCAGUCUCGCGUCAAGGCCAAGUACGACCAGUGGCACAGGGAUCUUCUAAACUCCUUCGGCGAGAAGGUGAGCGAGGCCAUGAGCGAGUUCUUCAGACAAGUGAACCAGGCCGCCGGUCGCCCGACUGAGGUGAUCUGUCAGUGUUUGUGGUGGUUGUGCUAA